ACAUCACCAAACGAAGAAUUUCCUUCUUUUUGGUGUUACGAUGGAGAAUUUGUUUCGCCUUGCUGAUCAAGAUCAAGGUUUCUUUCAACGUAAAUGGACUUUGGUCAAUGGUCCGGUCAUAGUUGGUGCCGGACCAUCGGGGUUAGCCACUGCUGCUUGUUUAAGAGAACAAGGGGUGCCCUUUGUGGUGCUCGAAAGGGCUGAAUGCAUUGCAUCUUUGUGGCAAAAACGCACCUAUGAUAGGCUAAAGCUUCAUCUUCCUAAACAAUUUUGCCAACUCCCUAAAAUGCCUUUCCCUGAGGAUUUCCCUGAGUACCCAACAAAGAGACAGUUCAUUGAGUACCUUGAGUCGUAUGCUAAGCAUUUUGAUAUCAACCCGAAGUUCAAUGAAUGCGUGCAGUCAGCUAGGUAUGAUGAGACCAGUGGUUUCUGGAGGGUCAAGACCGUCGUCACGAGUGGCUCCAACAGGACCGAGUUUGAGUACAUUUGCCGCUGGCUUGUGGUGGCCACUGGUGAAAAUGCCGAGCGUGUGGUGCCUGAUAUCGAAGGAUUGGCUGAGUUCGGCGGUGAAAUUAUCCAUGCUUGUGAUUACAAGUCUGGGGAAAAAUUCCAGGGUAAGAAAGUACUAGUCGUCGGCGGUGGCAACUCCGGCAUGGAAGUUUCUCUUGAUCUUUGCAACCACAAUGCUUCACCUUCAAUGGUGGUUCGCAGCUCGGUCCAUGUCUUGCCAAGAGAAAUUUUUGGGAAAUCAACGUAUGAAUUAGCGUUUUUUAUGUUGAAAUGGCUACCCAUUUGGCUCGUUGACAAGCUGAUGUUGAUUUUAACCUGGUUGGUGCUGGGGAACGUGGAGAAAUAUGGACUGAAAAGGCCAUCAAUUGGUCCAUUAGAACUAAAGAACACUCAAGGGAAAACCCCUGUAUUGGACAUCGGCGCAUUGGAGAAAAUUAAAUCAGGUGACAUCAAUGUCGUCCCUGGAAUCAAACGUUUCUCUCGUGGAGAAGUCGAGCUCCUUAACGGCGAAAAGCUCGAUAUCGAUUCGGUCAUUCUCGCCACCGGAUACCGCAGCAAUGUUCCUUCUUGGCUUCAGGAAGGUGAAUUCUUCUCCAAAAAUGGGCUCCCAAAGGCUCCAUUCCCAAAUGGAUGGAAAGGCAACGGUGGAUUGUAUGCAGUUGGGUUCACAAGGAGAGGGCUCUCUGGUGCUUCAUCAGAUGCCAUGAGUAUUGCUAAGGACAUUGGCAUGGUUUGGAAACAGGAAACUAAACAACAUAAAAAGAGAACCAUUGCUUGCCAUAGACGAUGCAUUUCACAGUUUUAAAUUUCUAAACAAAAAACCCAAAAAUAUGAUUAUUUGAUCAGUAGAUAGGAAAUUAAUUGUUCUUUUGUUUAAUUCUUUUAUGUAAAAAAUAAAAACCAUACAAUGCAAUAAACCCCCCCCCCCCCAAAAAAAAAGAAAAAAAAAGGGUAGGACAGGCUGACAGAGCCCUCUCCAAUGGCCCAAGUUUUGAUUUAUUUGGGCAUUUUGUAGACUUUAGGAUGAUGAGGCUUCUCAUAAUUCAGUAAAUCAAGUUAAA
Gossypium raimondii (Peruvian cotton) is the source of this 1571-nucleotide messenger RNA. Its product is annotated as probable indole-3-pyruvate monooxygenase YUCCA8. The transcript is spliced from 3 exons. NCBI's taxonomy places the organism in Eukaryota, Viridiplantae, Streptophyta, Magnoliopsida, Malvales, Malvaceae. The record is from RefSeq and is a predicted model, not a curated record. Gene Ontology annotation, biological process: auxin biosynthetic process. Gene Ontology annotation, molecular function: NADP binding; flavin adenine dinucleotide binding; N,N-dimethylaniline monooxygenase activity. Bases 41 to 1315 code for a protein of 424 amino acids.